Messenger RNA from Fragaria vesca subsp. vesca, 1011 nucleotides. Its product is annotated as universal stress protein A-like protein-like. NCBI's taxonomy places the organism in Eukaryota, Viridiplantae, Streptophyta, Magnoliopsida, Rosales, Rosaceae. The coding region runs from base 267 to 791 and encodes 174 amino acids. The record is from RefSeq and is a predicted model, not a curated record. The transcript has 4 exons.
AAAAUUCCAAAGCUUCAAAACCAUUUUACAAAACCAGAAAACCAUCAAAGAAGGCAGCUGACAAAGUAAAGCCCACCGUCUUCAAAACCAUCGAACCCAUCAAAGCCCAAACCCGGAAACCGCCAACAGACUUUCCCACCUUCUCCACCCCCUAUAAAUUCACACUUCACUUCCUCACCUCUCUCCAAAACCAUUUCAGACUUCAGUUCAUAAUUUCAUAUAUCUAAUAUCAUCAGCUGUUUUUACUAAACUUUCCGAUCACCGGCAUGGCUGACGUGGCAGAGAAAGAGCGGAGGAUCCUGGUGGCCGUCGACGAAGGGGAGGAGAGCAUGUACGCUCUCUCAUGGUGUCUUGGGAACGUGGUUUCUUCCAAAGAUACCUUAAUCCUGGUGUACGUUAAGCCCCCAAAAGCUGUGUACAUGCCUCUAGAUGGCACAGGUAGGAGUCAGAGUUCUUCAGGGUAUAUGUUUUCGAGUGAUUUAUAUGCGACGAUGGAGAAUUACAGCAACGAGGUGGCCAACAGCGUCAUCGAGAAGGCCAAGAACAAGUGCAGGGAUGUUCUUCAGGAGCAGGAUGUUAAGGUGGAGACGAGAAUAGAGAAUGGUGAUCCAAGGGAUGUGAUUUGCCAUCUGGUGGAGCAGCUUGGUGCUCAUAUUUUGGUCAUGGGUAGCCGUGGCUAUGGUCUCAUCAAGAGGGCUUUUCUUGGAAGUGUUAGCAAUCACUGUGCGCAGAAUGUGAAUUGUCCUGUGUUGAUUGUGAAGAAGCCGAAAACCAAUAAUGGGAGCAAGUGAUCUUAAUCUUCUCUUCUUCAUUGAAGUUACUUCUCUUGGCUUGUGCUUGGUAUAAUUAUACAAUUUGUACUUUAAAUUGGUUACUUUUUCAUCAUUCGGUACAUGUCAAAUUUCAUGCAGUAAAUUUAUAAUGUAUCAAUGGAAAAACUAUCACAAACGAGUGAGACUCAUUUCUGGUACUGAAGCCCUAUGUGGCACAAAGCGGUUACAUGAUUCGAAC